GGACAAGAAGGUCCCGACGUUCUCGCCGACAAGAUCCCGCCCCUUGCCGAGUACCCGGCGCGGAAUACCGAAUGGGAGCGGGCCUUGGCGGAGCGUGACCACCUCCACACCGGAGAUGAAGGUGCGAAAACAACUUUGAAAAACACGACAAAGAUCAACUUCUACAAAAGCAGCAUCUUCCGGAGCAGUAGUACCAACUACAACGCGGAGUACGAUGAGG
Molecule: messenger RNA, 220 nt
Organism: Amoebophrya sp. A120
Lineage: Eukaryota; Dinophyceae; Syndiniales; Amoebophryaceae
Source: the annotation of a GenBank genome assembly